UUUUCAUUGCUGCUGUGUCUCCAAUGUUAGUCCCCUUUAUGCAUCUCUUUCCUUCAAUACUCUUAUGCUUGCUUAUUAAUCAAACUGUAAAUAUAUUUGAAAUAAAGCCAUCCGCGUCUUGACAUCAUCUAAGAUUCUUCGCUACGAGCCCUGCUGCUCAUUGUAGCAGCACAAUCCUAAAAACACAACAACAACAGAGGCAGGAGGAAAACGGCCAAUCAGCGGCCUGGUUUCUCUUCAGCAUCUCGCAGGGGAUUGAACCAUCGGGCAGACUUGAGCGCUCGCAGCGGGGGAGGGAAGAGAUCUGCGAGGCUCCUGAUCGACGCGCAAUAUUAUGAUUUUCUGAAAUCAACGGGAAGCGCUGGAGGAUUACGUCACCGGUUGAUAUACGUUUUGGACUGGUUGAAUGUUCCUGGCAGCUGGAUUUGGACUUGAGCGGAUAUUUCUCUGGUAUCUGUGAUGUUUCAAUUUGGCUUGACGUUGUUUCAGCACAAGGAGAAAACCAAAAUCAACUAAUAAAAGCGUUUCACCAAAGGAAUCAAAUUCCUGCUCAACCAUGGCAGACCAGAAAGACAACAUAGAUGACUUUAAAGUCCAGACAGCUAAGCACCCCAACAUGAGCUCGGUCUCCUUACGGUCACACAGUGAACAUUCUAAAGACCGAAUGUCCAAAAGGCUUUCGACUGAGUCUAACGGAACCAGUGACGGGGGUAUGGGCUCAUCCACGCCGGUGGAGAUCACCGCUUUGGAGGAGUCCUUUCGACGCUUCGCCAUCCACGGCGACACGCGUGCUACUGGCAAGGAGAUGCAUGGCAAGAACUGGUCCAAACUCUGCAAGGACUGUGGUGUGAUUGAUGGGAAAAACAUCACCCUCACUGAUGUGGACAUCGUUUUCAGCAAAGUCAAGAAGAAAUCUUGUCGAAACAUCACGUUUGAAGAAUUCAAAGUGGCACUCGGAGAGCUGGCUCGGAAGAAGUACCAAGAAAAGACUGGAGAAGAUGCCGAGGCUGAGGUCUUCAAGCUCAUUGAGGGAAAGGCACCGGUCAUCGCAGGAGUCACGAGAGCCGUGGCCUCCCCGACGGUGAGCCGCCUCACAGACACCACCAAGUUCACCGGGUCGCACAAGGAGCGCUUCGACAAGACCGGCCGAGGGAAGGGGAAGGCUGGGCGGGUGGAUAUAGUCGACACUUCAGGAUACGUGUCGGGAUACAAACAUCGAGGGACAUAUGAAAAAAAAGUGAACAAACCCACUGAGGGCAGACCCAUGUGAAGUCAAAACAUUUCAUUAACGGCUAAGAUGAUUUUCUACAAAGAGUACUCCUAGAAAGCACAAAAGAAUACACGUUCAUACAUUUCCCAACCCAUUUAUUUUUAUGUGUAUGUCUGUGUGUGUGAGGGAAACAAAAUAAAUGUCUUUGUGUGAGAACUGGAAACCUGUUUACAUGUAUUUUUACAAAGUCAUCACCAGCUGGUACAUUCCUGUCUGAUAGCGAGUUACUGCCAAACACUGAGGAGAACCAAUGAGAGGAACUGCUAGAGCUUUAUGUAAGGGCCCCAGAGUAUUUAACGAGCACAAUGAGCAACAUGCCACAAACAGCACAACAGUUUGAUGAAAAAUGCUUUUUUUUAAAAUUAGAAAUAUUUCUUUUACCCUGUUUGGUGAAAAAAAGGUGUCGGUUUAAAGACGACUGGCACACUUUUUGUUUGACACAGAUAUAACUGAUGUUUGCUUUUACAGCUUUUAUCCCUCAUUUGUUUUUUUUCACUUGCACUUUUCAGGUACUGUGUUUAAAGAAGCCUGCUGUCCAGUUUUUCUUUCAUAAGAUAUUACUAAUAUGUACGGAAGCCCAUAAAACUGACCAAAUAAUAGAAACACAUCGUUAAUUUUAGUUUUUUUUAAGGAAAUCUAAUAGAGAAUGAUUGCCUUUUUCUGGGGAAAAAAACAUUUCAACCAGAAAAAGUUCUCAAAUAAAUUCAUAUUUUCUUUGGAGGAGAAUAAACUUAAUCUAAAACUCUACAAAAUCCCACUUUUACAAAAAUGACUGGUACCCCCACUGAUAGUUUUGAUGGAUCAUAUGGGCAGUUGCCCAGGGCAGCAUUAGUCAAGGUUGGAGAGCACCAGAUAAAAUUAUUUGUCAGUUGCACACUGGCCAAGUGUUGUGUUGUUUUAUAUCAGUGGUCUAGAGGGAGUUGAAGCCCCCUAUGUGGUGCUCAGAAUAGGCAGAAUAAUUAUGUGCUUUGUGCAGAAACUGCACUGCCUUUAAUCCCACCCCAGAAUCACAUUUGACUUCCUACAUUUUGAGGCGCAGCAGGAGGAGUGUCUCACCAAGGGCACCAUUUAUACAAGAACUGUCACUGGUGCCCCUAUUUAUUUCUAAAAGAAAAUAAAUGCAUCUGAAUUAAGCUUUUACAAACUUUACUUUUUGAGUUGGUCAAAGUGUAAUCUAUUCCUCUUUCCCUGGGGUAUAAAUAUGGCAUGACAAAAAGAAUUUUCCUAGCCUCUUCAAAAUAAUAAAGACAAAAGAACAUGCCAUUAGAUGUUUGUUGAUCUUCAUUAUUAGGGAAUAAAAUAGUUACUCGUCUAAACGUAUCUACAAUCUGAACAGUAAUUAAAAAGGGCAAAACUGGAAAUGUGAUAAUCAAGACUAGGUGAAGAGGAACCAAGCUUAUUUUGCCGUCACAUACAAAUAGUUACGGUUAAGGAGGUAAAAAAUAUCUCCAAAGUGUGCUGUUCAAGUUUCAGGUUAUGCUCUUGUACUAAAAUAUGAAUUUAUGCUUUUGCAUCUUUGCUACGAGUGCCAAUGAAUGUGAAGGGUGCGUUGUUUUCCGCAUCAAAGAUAAAUCAAGUAUCUUCACUUUAAUUUCGUAUCUGGCCUUUCUGGGCUUCCGUACAUAAGGAAAUGAUUAGUCUGAGACCAAGGAAGUAUAUUAGAGGCUUCAAUUUGCAUUAAAAUCUGUGGCAUAACUUUGCUUCUUCAUAAUACGUAAAACAUAAUAAAAGGCCUUCCCUUUUAAUCCAUUUUUAAACAUAAUUAUAUCUCUAACAGGCAUUAUUCUGAUCUUUUGGUAUUCAAUUAUAAAUAAAGCAACAUGCAUUUUAAGCAGACGAUCUUGCCCUGCUUACUAAGCUCAGUUGUACAAGAUUGUAUUUUCAACAUGUUCCGUAUAUCCUCAUCAGAAUUAUAUAAAGUAGUUCUAAUAUAUUUGCUGUAAGGUUGUGUAUGUAUUCGACACAGUUUCUGCCACGUAGCCUAAUUUAAGACACUGACUUUUAUGUUUUUCUGUAUUGCUGUACUUUGUGCAUGAUAUGUAUAUUGCAUUUGAUUCAGAGGCAUACAGAUGACAGAGUUUGUUUCUUUUUUUUCCCUAAACUGCUGUGCCUGAUGUGAUUACAGACUACUGCUCAGACUUAGGUAUUUUCUUGGUAAAAAUAAAUAAAUAAAUAAAAUAAACUAAUUAUUGAAACUGUGGCAUCCUGAUCAAAUCUUGUAUUUGCCUGCAAUGACUGUAUGUAUUUGUACUUGUACAAAGUAAGCUUACCUCUAAUGCUACCCUAUGUGUCUGUACCUUUUAUGUAAGCUACUGUCAUCGAAGGCACAGUAAUUACCUGAAAAAAGCAGGGUUUUAAUGUUUACUUACAUACUCUACCAGAUAAAAGGGUAAACUGCAUACAAUAAUUUUUUGUACAAUAUUUUUCCAAGAUGACAGUAUUGUGUGUAACACACUACCUGUAGCCUCAGCUGAUGAAGAAUCAUGCAUCGAGUGCAAAACUAGCGGCUUUCUGUGUUAGCUCCAGUACUUUUUUUGUGUUUAAUGCCAAAUACUGUGCACCUUUAAUGUGGAGGAACUAUUGGUUUUUGCUAAUAACUCUUAAAGUACUAUUGUGCCCCAGUGCAUGCAGUGUUCUAUUUUUCUUGUUCUCAAUGCCUCUAAACGUGUGUUCUUGAUUUAUGAUGCAUUAUUGAAAAUAAAUAAGCUGAAAAGAGG
Molecule: messenger RNA, 3987 nt
Organism: Girardinichthys multiradiatus
Lineage: Eukaryota; Metazoa; Chordata; Actinopteri; Cyprinodontiformes; Goodeidae
Product: tubulin polymerization-promoting protein
Exons: 6
Coding region: 557-1270 (237 amino acids)
Biological process (GO): positive regulation of protein polymerization; microtubule polymerization; microtubule bundle formation
Cellular component (GO): microtubule
Molecular function (GO): tubulin binding
Source: RefSeq, a predicted model, not a curated record